AUUCUACUUCCAUUGAUUGUAUAUCUUAUAUCUUACUGUAUCAUAUUCAACAUGCCUGCUCAUCACUCCCACGCUCCUCGUCUGCAUCAUAUCGGCCGGUGGAUGCCCUCCACCAACGCCGCUCACCACGAAUGGCUCGGCGGCGUCAUCGACCACGUCGACAAACGCAAAGCCCACCCCCUCCACCCCGCCAUCGAAGACUUCAAACAGCUCAUCGAGUCCAACACCCGCGUCUUCAUCCUCGUCUCCUCCAUGUUCGAGGAACUCCCCCGCAACCGCACCUACUCCACCGACCCCACCGGCACGCCCCAGAUCAGAGACUACCACCACCUCCUCCACGUCCUCAACUACCUCAUCACCACCGCCCCCACCUGGUCCGACAUGUCCCACCGCGUCGGCCUCGUCGGCCUCCCCAUCAACGCCGUCCUCGACUGGUCAAUGGGCACCCCCUCCGGCUACGCCGCCUACCUCGAUCCGGACAUCAACGCCGCCCUCAAGAAGAUCCUCGACGCAUGGGGCGCCUUCCUCUCCUCCCCGGCCUCCGCAGAAUGCAUCAACCCCGGCCCCCACGGCUGGCUCGGCCCCACCGCCAAACCAGACCUCUGCGCCGUCGCCAACGAGCCCACCGCCUCCUCCCUCUCCUUCGAAGACCUCUACGUCUGCGACCCUGCCGCCCCGCACCACGGCUACACCUCCUGGGACGACUUCUUCACCCGCCUCUACCGCCCGGGCAUCCGCCCCGUCGCCGACCCGCACAACGAAGCCGUCAUCGCCAACGCCUGCGAAUCAACCCCCUACAAGAUCGCCCACCGCGUCAAGUCCCGCGACCGCUUCUGGAUCAAAUCCCAGCCCUACUCCCUCCAAGACAUGCUCGCCCACGACCCCCUCGCCCACUCCCACUUCACCCACGCCACCGUCUACCAGGCCUUCCUCUCCGCCCUCAGCUACCACCGCUGGCACGCCCCCGUCUCCGGCACAAUCCACAAGGCCUACACCGUCCCGGGCACGUACUACGCGGAGCCCCUCUUCGAGGGCAUCGCCGACCCCGACUCGCAAGUCGCGCCGGCGGCGCACCGCAUCGACCUCGCGGGCCAGGUCACGGCGCAGGAAUACAACAGCGCCACCGCAACCCGCGCAAUCAUCUUCAUCGACUCGCAUAACCCGGCCAUCGGGAUGGUGGGGUUCAUCGCCGUCGGGAUGUGCGAGGUGUCGACGUGUGAUAUUACGGUGCGCGCGGGCCAGCAGGUCCACAAGGGGGACGAGCUCGGCAUGUUUCAUUUUGGCGGCAGCACCCAUUGUUUGGUGUUUAGGGAGGGCAUUAAGCUGGAGGGGUUGCCUGUGCCGGGCGAGGUGACGCAUAAUGUGCCGGUUAAGAGUAAGUUGGGGACUGUUAAUGGGUGAUUAUUUAAUUUUUUUUUUUUU
Messenger RNA from Aspergillus campestris IBT 28561, 1422 nucleotides. RefSeq names its product phosphatidylserine decarboxylase family protein. The transcript is spliced from 2 exons. The coding region runs from base 52 to 1401 and encodes 449 amino acids. The record is from RefSeq and is a predicted model, not a curated record. Gene Ontology annotation, biological process: phosphatidylethanolamine biosynthetic process. Lineage: Eukaryota; Fungi; Ascomycota; Eurotiomycetes; Eurotiales; Aspergillaceae. Gene Ontology annotation, molecular function: phosphatidylserine decarboxylase activity. Gene Ontology annotation, cellular component: mitochondrion.